Messenger RNA from Doryrhamphus excisus (bluestripe pipefish), 3451 nucleotides. RefSeq names its product spindlin-Z-like. Lineage: Eukaryota; Metazoa; Chordata; Actinopteri; Syngnathiformes; Syngnathidae. Gene Ontology annotation, biological process: gamete generation. The record is from RefSeq and is a predicted model, not a curated record.
GAAUGCACCGGGGCGCUGUGUGUGCAUUUUGGGAUUUGUUGUCCUUAAAACCGUUUCCUGUAGUUAGCCUACAUUAGGUGGUGGAAUCUUUCCUUCAAAGAAAAACACACGUGAAUUUAUUGAUCAGGAUUGUGUGACUUUAUGGAAACAUGUCAAAGAAACGAGGAAGGAAGCGUAGCAGCGAAGAGUUGAGUGAGAGCUCGGCGUCCACCCUGUGCCCCGACCCGGACAACCUGCUGGGCCGCAGAAUUCAACACAACUGGAGGGAAAAGGGGAACGUGACCAAGUGGAAAGGCACGGUCCUGGAGCGGCUGACUGUCAACAGCUCCCUUUACAUGGUCAAAUACGACGGCUUUGACUGCGUCUACGGCAUCGAGUUGUUCAAGGACAGCCGAGUGUCCAAUCUGCAGCUAUUGGCCGAGAAAGUCGUGAAUAAUAAGAUCAAGGUGCCUCCUGGGGCGGAAGAGCUGGUUGGCCGGGCGGUGGAACAUCUGUUUGAAAAGGAGGACGGGGAGAAAAAUGAAUGGCGAGGCAUGGUGCUAUCCCGAGCCCCCAUCAUGACUCACUGGUAUUACAUUACCUACGAGAAGGACCCCGUGCUCUACAUGUACCAGCUGUGGGACGAUUACAAGGAUGGUGAUUUGCGUGUUCUUCCUGAAUCAGAGAACAAACACCUGCUCCCAGCAGACAGGAAGCCGGGUGAGGAGCCAGAGAGCCUUGUGGGUAAACAGGUGGAGUAUGUCACAGAUAACGGUCUAAAAAGGACGGGCCUGGUCAUCUACCAAGUCCCGGCCAAGCCCACGGUGUACUACAUCAAAUACGACGACGACGUACACAUUCACGUCUACGACCUGGUUAAAACCACCUAGUAUGGACUGUCCCGUUCACACAGCCAGUCGUUACCGGUUGAAGUGUUACGGAGUUUUCCUCACCCACGAUGGAGGAGGUUUUUAUUUACAUUCUCACAUUACAUUCAUUUUCAAUGUGAAAGUGGUUUUGACUUUGAGGUCAUCUUCAGUGUAAAUAAAACUUGUAUAGCCCAGCAGGUGAAAUCUCACAUACAGUGCUGCGCCAAAAUCACAUACUUUUUGUAAAGACAUUCAGCAACCUAAAAGAAUUGGCUUUCUUACACAUCCAUGUUUGGUAAUUGUACAUGAUUUCACUUAUUCUCGUGAUUUAUUUCAUUUUUCUGUUUGUGCUUGAUGACGUCUCACUGGGUAAGCCUCAGUUUGUUGAAUAUAAAAGUGACAUCCAUUUGAGUAUUGGGCCGAUUUACCAUCACAAGUGAACCAAGAUUUCAGUUUUUGUAUAGACAUUAUUUCCCAGAUUUAUUCAGAAAAAAUAAGUGUAUAUUUCUGUUUUAUUGUGUAAACUGCAAGUUUUCUACUCAAUAAUAUAUCAGCUAUACUAAAGUUUAUGUCUAGUUGCUUCAGCAGUGUUUAUGCUCUAUGCUAUUUAUGUUCAGUUGGCUACUGACAACAUUUCUGGUUUUUGGAUUUGAUGCCAUCAUUAAUGACAGAAGCUGAAUUGUGUGAUUAUGGCCUCAAAAUAUUGCUAAUUGUGUAAUAUGUUCUGUUGUGUACAUAUAAAUUGAAUCAUUUUUAUGAACCUAAUCAAAAAUGUUUUUAAUGUGUGUUCUUUUUUUAUAGUAAACCAACAGUAAUAUGAAAUAUGCUAAUUAUACUUGUGGCUGCUGCAGUAGGACUGCAAUCUAUCAGUGGCAUUGGACAGCUCAUUUGCACAAUUGACCAUCCAUUGAAAAUCCAGAUUAAAAAAAAAACGUGUUUGCAGAGGUUUUUGUUCUUAGAAAUUGAGAUUUUCAAAACAUCCGGUUCAGUGGUAAAACAGCUUUUAGAGGCCUCCAUCCAUCCAUUUUCUAUGCCUCUUGUCCUCAUUAGGGUUGUGUGCAACAUCAUCUAAUGUUUUUAAAGUGCUUAUGACAUGGAAAAAAAACAACAAAAAUCAAAGUACUCACGUAAUAAAACAUUUUUGUCAUACUGAUGUCAUAGAAAAAUAAAACAACUAUGAAAUAUGACUUAACUGAAGAGUUUUCUGAAGCUCUGCCAUCUUGGCUGUGAUGUCAUGACCAGUACACUUGAACAAAUGCAGCCAUGAACUUUCACAGCAGUAACAUAACAUUCAGUGAGCACUGUUUGGUUUUUGCCUCAGCUUUUCUUUUUAGUAGUGAUUUUUAGUUUUGUAUUGCCGUGUGGCUUUUCCCUUGUUCUUGUUUGUACUUUUUUGCUUACCUCUGUGGGGACACUUUUUGUCAUAAUGAAUAUCUUUUUAUUACAUGGAACGUCUUUCUGCAUCUUGGGUUCCAGACUGGCUCACGCCGUUCUUAACAGGGUUGUCAUCAAAGCUCACUUCCGAUCACAUGAUGGCGAUAUAGUGUUUUCGUCAAAAGCGUCGAGCCGGUGUUUCAGAUUUUCCAUCUCUGGAAGCUGUUUUCAAAAAAUUUGUUUCAAAAUUGAGACACUAAAUUAUGCAUUUUUAUACAUAAAAAAGACCAAAUGAACUAAUUAAAUGCAUUAUAAAAUACAAAUAUUUAUAAGGCAGAAAAUGCAUUGAAAUUGUGAAUGUAGUAUUCUACAUUGGUCACUAGGUGUCAGUAAUUGAAACAAGCACCGAUAUAUAGUCACAAUAAUAACGCGCUACUGUUCAUGCGGCUAUAACCCACGACAUAACUCUAGACUCCCGACGGACGUCACUUCCUAUCACACUAAACUACACCUAGGGAACACAUUUACUGCGACACACAUCAGCACAAGUUGUAUUUAUGUCUAAAUAAAUAUCUAAUUUUCUUGGAUUAUAUCUACUAUAUUGGAUAUUACAAAUGUAAAGGUGACUAUAGGGGUGUUAUUUCAUGUCUAGGGGGCUCCAAUAAUGUUAAAAAACAUAUUUAGAAUCAGAUGCUUUCCGACAAUGUAGACCAAGGUCUGAGGGACGGCGGUCACACAUUCAGGCGGUUCGGUCCCUGUAAGACCGCUGUCGGAUUUAGGAUUUAGGAAUGGAUUUCUACUUUUUGCUGAUGAUGUGGUCCUGCUGGCCAUGAUCUUCAUCGCUUACUGGAUUGUUUUGCAGUCGAAUGUGAAGUGGCUAGGAUGAAAUCAGCACCUCCAAGUCCGAGUCCACUUAAAAAAGGGUGGGAGUGACCUGUGUGGAGGAGUACCUUGAGGUCUUGCAUUGACAAGUGGAUUGCUGCAGCGUCCACAGUGAUGUGGACUCCGCAUUGGUCCUUUGUGGUAAAAAGGGAGUCAAAAGGCAAAGUUCUACAGCAGGGGUCUCAAACACGUGGCCCGUGGGCCAAAUGUGGUCCGCAGGACACUAGUUUGAGGCCCCCGCCUUCAUAUGAAAGUUUAAUGUUAGUGCGGCCCGCGCAAGUUUGAUAUGGAUGCUGUAUGGUAUCAUGUACCUAGAAAAAAAUAUUACGUUUGAUUAAUGUUCAUGU